UUUCCGACAAAACAGUAGUUUCUCGCCCUCGUUGACCCCCCUCUUUAUACGCCACUGGCCAAGACCGAGGUGCUGUAAAGUGUAAGAUUGGUGGAGUAUUGUAGAAAUUAGUUAUUAAGAUUAUUUUUUAUGAUAGGGUAAGUCGUAUCCUAAUUUUAACAAAAGAUUCAACGCCAAAUUUAAUCACAUUUUGUAUUUUGCAAUAAGUGGCCGUUGCUAAACGUUGUUCUCAGGGCUGCCACUCAUCAAACAAAAGGUUUUACUUAUGCUACACAAGGCACUAUGAAUCUCGGUCUUUGUAAGAGACCAUGAAUCUAUAAACCAUUUAAAUGUGCUAAUUCCAUCUCCCCUUUUUCCUUUGACCUUGUUUCACUUACCAUUUGAUCAUUAGCCCCUUUUACACUCUGAGAGUUAUUUCCAAAAUGCAGCUUUUACAGACAUUUAAUCAGUUUUAAGUGGCCCCCCUGUGUUAAUCCUGCCCAUGGCCUUGCAGCAUACUGGUGGCAGCUGCAGUGUCCAAAUGUCAACUUAGUAUGGUGUCCUAUUUAAAACGUUUUCGGCCUUUGCUCUGCCAGACAAUGUACUUAAAGAAAUACAGAGAUACAAAAGAUCGCACAUUUCGAGGCGAAUAAUGAAUAAAGGCAACGAGUAAAUAUUGGAUUAAAUCGGAAAAGCCUGCACAGUAGAGAACAUCUCUAUGAAGAAUCUCACCGAAGGAGUAGAUCGUAGGCUAAUCUCCGGACCAAAAUUCCAGGAACUAAUAGAAAUGCAGAUGAAGCCAGGACCACAAGAAAGUAGCUAUUCGAUCGAAUGUGAUCAUUUCUUAAUGGUGUUAAAGGAAUAGCUGAGAUUUGUACAAAAGUAGAGGAUUAUGCAAUAAAUGAUACUGCACUGCCUGCCGGUGAAAUUAGCAUGUGCUGAACAUUUGGAAAUUCAAGUGUAGAAAUCCAAAAAGAUAUUGAAGGAGACUUUUUUUCAAAGUAGACUCGCUUUCAGUGACGCAUCUAAAGACCUUUUGAAGUUUAAUAGAUUUCUUAUCAAACUGAAUUUGUAGACAAACCUACGCAUGUUUUAUUUGAGUACUGGUGAUAUUUGAAUGCCAGCUAUUGGGUUUUUGUGCGCACACGUACAGGAAAUUAACCACACACACAAGGAAAGAAAUUUGACAAUUCUAGAAUAGGGAACAUCACGAAAUAUUCCAGUAUUGAAAAUAUGGCCUUCUAUGUUAACAGAAUACAAUUUAACAGAAUUAAGAUCCCGGCUAAGUUGUUCCAGGAAAUAUACAGAACCCAUAAAUCAACACUCCAUCAACAAAGCUAGCUACCCUGUUACCAGCAACAGUGAUUUUAAUAGGUGCAAAAACUGCGUGAUCCGCCAAAGAGCCAGUCCGCUGAUUAGGUCCUCGAAAACAAGAAGUUGAAAACAUGGCGCAAUAACAAAUAAACUAAGUGGCUUAAACAUAGCUCAAAAGGCGUCUUAUUGCCAGUCAGGUCAAGUUUGGAGUGGAUUUUGAAGCAGCCGCGACGAUUGAUAAUGUUCGAUGAACAGGGAAUUGGUGUUGGCCUCCUGUGUCUGUUUGCACAAUCUCUGUUGUCCUAUGCCACAAACAACGGUAAAUGCAACUCGCCACUUGGAAUGGAAGACCUCUCAAUAAAGGACAGCCAGGUCACUGCGAAAUCGUGGCUUUAUUUUAAAAGAAGAGACAGCCGGCACUAUAGGCCAUACUUUGCAAGAAUCAAUCACGAAAAGUUAAGUGGCGGGUGGUGUUCUGCUGAUUUGAAGAAAUAUCCGGAGCCGUAUGUGGAAGUUGAUUUAAUGGGAAACACCAGAGUAACUGGGAUUGCGACACAAGGGAGGCACAAUGGACAAGAAUGGGUGGAGUUUUUUAAAAUAGAGUACAAAAGAAAUAAUGAGACAAGUUACAGGAAGUAUAAAGAACAAGGAACAUGGAAGGUUUUCAAAGGGAACAUUGACACCAACUCCACAGUGAAACAUAUUUUCAGCCGACCAAUAAUUUUGCAGCAGAUAAGAAUUAUUCCCAUUGGGAGUCGAUUUACCAUACAUUGUAUGAGGUUAGAAUUGUAUGGGUGUGCAUGGACCCAAGAGAGAGAUGGACUCGUGUCAUACUCAGGACCCUUGGGUGAAAUUCGCAAGGGCAUAUCGCUACAAGAUGAUACUUAUGAUGGAUAUACACCUUUAGAAACAUCUGGCAUGCUUUUUGGAGGCAUCGGCAAACUGACUGAUGGGGUUGUCCCAGCAAAGGGUCCUGCUUAUGAGUCAAGAACAAAUUUAUACACUGAAUGGGUUGGGUACAAAUCGAACCCAAUCGUAUUGUUUACUUUCAACAACAGUAGGAAAUUCAACUCGAUAUCAUUCCACGUGCUGAACAAAAACAACUUUAAACUGUUCGAGAAAGUUAGCGUGGAAGUGAGUGGAGAUAGUGUUGAAUUUAUCAGCACAGGGAACUUUUACCCAACUGCACAAGGAAAGAACGAGCAAGGAAUUCUCCAGAUAAAGGUUUCACUAAACGGCAAUAUAGGAAGAUUUUUAAAAUGCUCUUUUUAUCUUCGUCGCUCGUGGCUACUUAUUGGCGAGAUUGAAUUUGACUCAGAACCUAUACUUGCCGAAAAGAAGGAACAAAUAAUCCCCCAGGUGGAGAUUCUAAAGACUCCCGACGUUGCUGAUAAAAGCAACGACAAGGAUAAUGGAAUCCCUGAAGACUUCGGAUCUUAUGAAGAGUCAUUUGAGAAUAGUAGUUCCAGUAGAAAUAAAAAUGAUGGCCUAAGUUUUCCAAUAAUACUCACAAUCGUGUUGGUUGGCAUUGUCAUUGUCAUUGCAUUGUUAGUUGUGAUCUUCAGAUUUGUCCGUUCUUCGCGAAAGUCAAAGAGAAAACAGCGAGAAACGACCAGCCUAGCAAAAGACAGUAGAUCUCGUGACGAACUAAAGGAAGAGCGGGUAUCUCUGAAUGGCGAAACUCUCUAGUCUGCAAUACUGUAGGAUGUUUGAACAACUACGCGUGUUGGUCUAAAGUUGCUACAAAGGCUCCGCAAGUUUGAGGCAUUAACUGGCAUCGACUUGCAAUGACGCAGCUGGCAGCUGCCUAAAUCUCAUGUCGUUGGCCAGUGCAGUCCAAACAUGAUGAGCAGAGGACAUGAACAUUAGAGGAAGAACAAGGUUCUCCAUUAAAAAAUUAAUUGCUGAUUGAUGAAUUUAGUUAAAGAAGGUUGUUGAAUCUCGAUAAAGGAUGCUGACUCUGGUGAUAGAAACGAAUUCGGAAUAAUAUAACAUGCAAAGCUUCCUCAUACCCCAUAAUUUGGCUCGCCUUUCAUGUUUAUUCAUUGCCCCUAAUCUCACGGUAUAAUGCAGACUUACAGGUAAAUAUCAGUAGGGAUAGUCACUCGCAACAAGAUUGUGAGGGGGGUGGGGAGGACACAGAAACGUUCAACCACACACUUUCUGCUGUGAAAAAACGCUCUUUUACCAACAAGGAAAGCCAAUUUUGCCAAUAGGAAUCGCCUAUGACUAACUUUUGCUUCAGUAUAAGUGGUUUCGAUAUCAUAAAAUCACAUCGCAAAGAAUACGUUGCCAAAAUAAUACCCCUCCUACAACACAUUUUUAUCACAUUUUGACAAAAUGCAAGAUCUAUCAUGCCGAAAUCUGGGGGAAAGUGUCACAAGUCCUCCCUUCCCAUUGUGCCGCCAGUACGAAUGGUGCUUCUCUUUGAACCUAAUAUCUUGACGCCGUUGGUUCAAAAGCUCUGUUAUGUAAUACUUUAAGAUCUUUCCAGAUGGUGAUAUGCAUUUAGCUACAGGAGAAAAUGAUAUUAAUAACUUAACAAGAAAUCCUCAUUUAAGAAAGGAGCAACCAAAUAGGCAAAAUCUAAAUCGGUACCACAUUAAACACUUGGAAAUAAAAAUCAUCAUACCAAGUCAUUUUCAUCCGAUGCUGUGUGUUUAUAAAUUCAUGUGCUAAACAUGUUUAGGCCAAAGUUGACUUUGAAAUUCUUAACGUUUGUUUAAAUGUAUAUAGCAAAUGACAGUUAAUGUAUUGAAAGAAAAUUUGUCCAAAUUAUAAUGUAAAUUGUGAAUAGUAUAAAGACAGUUUAUUUUUUUCCGCCAUAUCUUGGUGCAUCAUAAAAUGAUCGUGGGGUAUGAAAUGGUACUGGACAAUGGUACAGAAAGACCGGCAUUCUCGAGUUCCAGUUCAUCACUAUUUCUGAAGCACUUUUGCACGAUUUCCAUCCGUUCGUCUAUUUGUAGUAAAAUGCUAUACCGAUAGCUAAAGCAGGACAAGGAGUGUGGGCGAUACCCUCCUAUCAAUAGCAUUUGAUACAAAACCUAUCAAAAGGAUACAAUAUCGUCGACAAUACUAACAUCAGGUGCCCUUUUUGUUGUGAAAAACUUGCAGAAAAUCCAAAUAUUAUUUUGUGGGUUUGAUAGCUAUAGACAUAAAUAAAACUAAUAACUAGGCAUGAUGGUUUGUUUACUGAAUUCAGGAGGUUUAAAGAGCUGACUUUGUGCAGACAGGCAGUUGCUUUUUCGCCCUUCAUUAUAAUCUACUCCUUGCUUCUUUGUGCCAAAAUUCUAACUGGCUGGGUGCCUUUUCCUUCCUUGCCCCCACCUAACUGUCGUAACUGGCCAACAGUACAGGAAUCAAGCAGCUCCCUUCUGGGCUCUUUUUUAAAUGUGGGUUGUAAGAAAAUUAGAUUUUAUCAAAUUUGAAUUUAAUCUUACACUUUUACACAUAUUGGAGGUUAAAAGCCAAUAUAUGAAAAUACCUUAAGCCAUAUGUCAAUAAAUAUUGGCCAAUCAAUGUGCGUAUGUGGAGAAUCUCACUUACUGAUUGGUCAAUCUUUUGACUGAAAGAUGGCGUAAGCCCCUAUAUUAUCUGUCGAUUGCCUUUAAUAGAUCCAGUGGUCUGAGCGUCGCAAAGAAAUGGCAUCUACUCAGGUGGUACUCAGUAAAAGAAAUUUCGUGUCCCAAAUAGUACCCUUAUUAUGACGGUCAUUUAUGACUAAUUUAGUACCUCAAUAACAAUGGCCAUUUCUACUGAUGAUUAUAUACCGACACUUCAAUAAUUUCAUGUAUAGUAGAGACACCUUGAGUUUAUUUUAAAUAGUCAUUGAACAAAUGACCAAAUUGCCAGUGGGCAUGAUGAGGUGAAACAAGUGGUGGCUUUCGAGGGACAAACAAGUUUUUGGAUUCAGAAAAUACAGACCA
This is a messenger RNA of Rhopilema esculentum, 5219 nucleotides long. Its product is annotated as discoidin domain-containing receptor tyrosine kinase B. NCBI's taxonomy places the organism in Eukaryota, Metazoa, Cnidaria, Scyphozoa, Rhizostomeae, Rhizostomatidae. The record is from RefSeq and is a predicted model, not a curated record.